Cannabis sativa is the source of this 1619-nucleotide messenger RNA. RefSeq lists its product as uncharacterized. Gene Ontology annotation, molecular function: Hsp90 protein binding. Bases 131 to 1222 code for a protein of 363 amino acids. NCBI's taxonomy places the organism in Eukaryota, Viridiplantae, Streptophyta, Magnoliopsida, Rosales, Cannabaceae. The record is from RefSeq and is a predicted model, not a curated record. The transcript has 8 exons.
AGGUAUUAAAAAAGUGUUAUGGUUAGAGAGUGAUAUUGGAGUUAGAGAAGAGUGAAUCUACUCCUCCAUUGUUGCUUCUCCAAAAAUCAUCCUCAACUUCUGAAAUUAUCUUUAUUGUAUUGUGCCCAGAAUGGCUCUAUGGAUGGAACCUGGUUCAGAACCCCUUACUGAAACCGAAAAAGCUGACCUUGAUGCCAUAGCCGCACUUAAGGAAUCAUCUGCCAUUGAGCUAAAGGAAAAGGGUAAUGAGUUUGUGAAAAUGGGGAAAAAACAUUAUUCAGAGGCUGUUGAUUGUUACACUAGAGCUAUUAAUCAGAAAGCUUUAGGUGAUUCUGAGACCUCUAUUAUCCUUUCCAAUAGAGCACAUGUCAAUAUUUUGCUUGGUAAUUACAGACGUGCUAUUACUGAUGCUGAGGAUGCAAUUAAGCUCUCUCCUACUAAUGUCAAGGCAUUGUAUCGAGCUGCGAAAGCGUCUUUGUCAUUGAACUUGUUAUCUGAGGCCAAAUCCCAUUGUGAGAAUGGACUUAAACAUGACCCGGAUAACCAAGAACUGAAGAAACUUUUGAGGCAGAUUAAUUCUCUGAAGUUUGAACAAGAACAACGCCAGGCUCAAGUUUCCAAAGCUGUUGGAGAAGCUAAGGACCUUCUUUCAGCUAUUGAAUCUAGAGGUUAUAAGAUUGGGAAACCAAUGUUCAGAGACCUUAUUGGACUAAGAAAGCCAUUAAUGGAUAAGAAUAAGAUGGUUCAUUGGCCUGUUCUUCUUCUUUAUGCCGAGGUUAUGUCAAGUGAUUUUAUUGAGGAUUUCUGUGAGACAGACAUGUUUACAGUUCAUCUCGACAUGAUGUUUUCAGAAAGUGCUCCACCUUUGCCAUGGGAUACAGAGAACAAUUACACUCGCGAAGCUAUCGAAUUAUACUAUGAGGCUGCUUCAGGAGUUUGCCUACCAAAGAAAAAAAUUCUUCAGUAUCUCCUUGAGGGUACUCCAGCUUCUAAUGUGGAAGACAUCGGUGAUGAUGACAAGGACGCUGCUGAGGAUGCAAAUCUCGGUAUCUCUGCAGGCUCCUCAAAAUGGAUCAAAGUAAAUGAAAGAAGAACACUUCACAAUGUACUGAAAGAGCCUAACUUCAUCAUUCAAGGAAUCCCAGUCUUCUAUGUCGUCUCUAAAAAAUCAACCGAUUUCUAUAGAAAGUUCAAAGCCGGUUUAUGGACUCUUCCAUCAUGAGUAGGAUCGACUAGGCUUGGUGAGCUUACACUAUUUUAGUAGGCUCGAGAAGGAUAGGCUCGUUCGCUGCCUGCUUUUUUGUGACGGGAAACCCUUCUAGCACGGAUUUUCGUUAACUACAUACAUAGUUUGCUUUGGUUUAGUGUCAAAGAUUAGGAAAUUAUUGAAUUUUGCUUUUAUGUUGUCUUGUGUCAAAAUCUUCAAGACCCUAUACUAUUAUUUAAACUCUAGUAUUUACAUGGUAAAAAGUUUAGGUUUUUGUUGAUUUGAUUAUUACUUUCUAUAUGUGUAGUUGGUUUGUAUGAGCAGUUCAAGUAAGUUUGAGAAUAUAGGAAAAGUAUUAUUGUAUACAAGUUUGUUAUAAAGUAUUACAUCAUAUUUAAUGAAGUGCUAAAAA